Messenger RNA from Macadamia integrifolia, 3476 nucleotides. Its product is annotated as protein FAM135B-like. NCBI's taxonomy places the organism in Eukaryota, Viridiplantae, Streptophyta, Magnoliopsida, Proteales, Proteaceae. Bases 614 to 3037 code for a protein of 807 amino acids. The record is from RefSeq and is a predicted model, not a curated record. The transcript is spliced from 15 exons.
ACCUUCCUUCCCUCUUUCCUGUUCAACCCAUUUCCUUCGUUUUCUACUCUCUGUAGGAAAUUUAUCCACAGCGACUGUGUCACUUUGCAGUAAUGGUGGAUACUGUGAUUUUAAACAAAAUAACAGCUAUUAUUGUUGUUGUCUCCUUUGUCCCAUUUAACUUCGACGCUGACGCGGUAACAAAGACACCCACAUCUUCCGUGUUCAAACUGUAAUCGAUUUCAAUUGCCGUCUUAUUAAUCAUCUAAUAAAUUUCAAAUAUUCCCCUUAAUUUCUGGCAAUUCAAUUUCUUUUUCUACGGAUUGCGACAAUAAUUAACAACUUUUGUUGGAUCCCUAGAAUCUAUGCAAUCCUAGCAGACGUUGUCUACCUCUCCUGCGAAAGCGAAAGCUUCUAGCUGGAGACGACCUAAGUCUGCCCUUUUUUCUCUCCUUCUAUGUUUCUUCUUCGAGAUUCGAUGCCAAAACCCAGAUUUUUUCUGUGUUAAUUUAGCUUUUUUGUUGGAGAAUGAGGUAUCAGAUUCGUUGAUUCGGUGGAGACUUUGGUUUUCAGAUCGUUUUGAAAGGUGGGAGGGAUGUGAGUUUCAGGUAGAUUCUGGAAACGUUUGUUACUUAUGUUUCGCGGUCAGAGAUUUCUAAAUGGUGGUCACCAUAAGAUCCCGCAUACAAAGAGGUUGCUUUAUGCUAAGGGAGAACCGCUUGUUAUGUUUGAAACAGUACAGGAGAUCGCUAUCUACAUACACAGGUUCCAUAAUCUCGACCUUUUCCAGCAAGGAUGGUAUCAGAUCAAAAUUACAAUGAGAUGGGAGGACGGUAGAUACACCUCUCCUGGAACUCCUGCGAGAGUCGUUCAGUAUGAAGCUCCUGAUUUGGGUUCCGAUGAUAUCAUUGGAAUAUGGAGGAUUGAUGAUAAGGAGAACAGUUUCUCUACCCAGCCUUUUCGGAUCAAGUAUGCCAGGCAGGAUGUUAUUCUGUCUGUGAUGAUCUCUUUUAAUAUACCACUUCGAAAAUUUGAGGUACCUGCCACAUCUGCUGUGAUUUUGAAGUUUGAGCUUCUGCAUGCUUCAAUACUGGAAAAUGAGUAUGACUUUCAAGCAUCUCUGGAGGCACUCCCUGCUGCAGUCCAUGAAUUCCGGAUUCCUCCCAAAGGGCUUCUGGGUUUGCAUUCAUAUUUUCCUGUUCAUUUUGAUACUUUCCAUGCUGUGCUUGUUGAUUUAAGUGUACAUGUCACUCUACUGAAAGCUGGAGCCUACACACCUCCAAAGAAGGUAUCCAGUGAUAUUCAUAGAGUUGGAGAUGCUGCUCAUGAAAAUUGCGAUAAGUCCAAUCAAGUGUUGGACCAAGGGGUGUGUGAGGAUUCAAAACAUAUUUCAUUGCUGAAAGCAUUGUUAAUUGCUCGUGACAUUCUUCUAGAAGAAUUACAAAAGCUUAGCAAGGCCAUAGAUCAAAAGGUUGAUUUGACUGAUUAUGUCUCCAAUAUGGGUGAAAGUAAAUUAAUUAGUCCCUACUUGCUAGGAGAUAAUAUGGCAAGUAUUGGAAUCUCAGAUGUAACGAUGGGAAUGAGACGUGUAGCAAGUGAGCCAUGGAAUAGUUUCAAGCAGAAACCGAAUGGCAUUUUUGAUUUUGGAAGUGAUGAGGUGCAGCAGUCCCUUACCAAAGAAAAUCUGUUAAGCGCUUUCCAUUCAACGAGCAACCAACUUUCAUUUUUGUGGAAUGUAUUUCUAAAGUUUCACAGGGCUAACAAAACCAAGAUAUUGGAAUUCUUGCGUGAUGCAUGGGCCAUUGAUCGUAGAGCAGAGUGGUCAAUAUGGAUGGUCUACUCUAAGGUUCAUAUGCCCCAUCAAUUUUUGAGAAGUGGAAAUGAUUCAUCAUCUCAACAUAGUACACGUGGGAGAGUUUCAAUUGCAAAGAAGAUAAAUGAUGAUCCAGCUGAGACUGCACAGGCACGUGCUGAGCUUCAUCGACGAAGUAUUGCACAAAUGAGAAUAAACAAUCGGUCAGUUCAAGAUAUGCAUAUUUUUGGAGAUCCUUUACAUGUCCCUGUUUUAAUUGUGGAACGGGCUGCGAAUGCUCCAUUCCGUACUACUAGUGGAAAUUCCUUCUUCAGUUCUAUGGAGCUGAGGGAUACACGCAUAGAACCCAAUAUCAUGGCUGUAAACAAGUUAUCUGCUGCUGGGACGCAUAGGAAUGGUCGUGUUUUGAGGGCCGUGGUCUUUGUGCAUGGAUUUCAGGGACAUCAUCUGGAUUUACGGCUUGUUCGGAAUCAAUGGCUUUUGAUAGAUCCUGGAGCAGAAUUUCUCAUGUCAAAGGCUAAUGAAGAGAAAACAUCUGGAGACUUUAGAGAAAUGGGAUCAAGGUUGGCUGAGGAAGUGACUUCUUUUCUUAAAAAGAAAAUAGAUAGAAUGUCAAGAUCUGGAGGCUUCAGAAAUAUCAAGCUUAGCUUUGUUGGACACUCCAUUGGAAAUGUCAUUAUAAGAACUGCCUUAACAGAGAGCGUAAUGGAACCAUAUCUAAGAUAUCUUCAUACGUACUUGUCCAUGUCAGGGCCACACUUGGGGUAUUUGUACUGCUCCAACUCUUUGUUUAACUCUGGGCUGUGGCUCUUAAAGAAGCUCAAAGGAUCACAGUGUAUUCACCAGCUUACCUUCUCUGAUGAUUCAGACCUCCAAAACACUUUUUUCUACAGGCUUUGCAAGAGAAAGACAUUUGAGUACUUCAGGAACAUAAUCCUGUUAUCCUCACCCCAGGAUGGUUAUGUUCCAUAUCACUCUGCUAGGAUUGAAUUAUGCCAGGCAUCGUUGUGGGACUACUCCAAGAAAGGUAAAAUCUUCAUGGAGAUGCUACAUAAUUGCUUGGACCAGAUCUCUUCCCCCUCCUCUGAGCGCCGAGCAGUCAUACGAUGUGAUGUCAACUUUGACACCUCUUCCCAUGGGAGGAACUUGAAUACCUUCAUUGGCCGGGCUGCUCAUAUUGAGUUCCUUGAGACCGACAUUUUUGCAAGGUUAUUAAUGUGGUCCUUCCCAGAGUUAUUCCGAUAAUGGUGGUGGAAGUCCCUAUCUGUACAGCUCCGUCCCAUAUGUUGAUCUAGUCUCCCCACAGCAGAUUUCAGCAGAGCCCUUUCUCAAGCCUGGGUUGAUUUGAGCAUCAAGGAAUGAAGAUUGGGAUCUGACACAUGGUUAUCUCAGUUGAAUUCUUCUGCUAAUGGCAUGUCAAUAUUGUCAGACUAUCACCCUGGAGUUCAGCCAUGUAGGCAUUGUAAAAUAUGAUUUACUUUAGGUAGAUAAGAUGAUUUCAUUUAGUUGAAGGGAAAUACAAUUUGUAAUUUGGUAGGUAAGUUAGAUUCACUUUUUUGUGAUGAUUCUGCUUUUGGAGCCUGAUGAAUCACAUUAGGAAGUUGGAAUAUUCUUGGGGAACCCCUCGGUUAUAUAUUGUAAUUUUUGGAAGAGGGUUGUGCAGUAAUAAAGUUUAAUUCUUUUA